GUCGGCCAUCAAGCCGACGUAAGCCUUGGAAUUGCGGAGCCCCGGGCGCCGAAUUCCAGUUUCCUGACGGCGGAUCUCUUCCUGGCUGUGGACGUGGCUUUUUGCUCCAUCUAUGUCCUGGACGUCCUCGCGCGCAUGCUGGUGCUCAGGAGGGAGUGGCUCUACGAUGAGGUGGACGGAUUCAUGUUUACGAACGUCUUCGACCUACUCCUUGUUCUGAUUCACGUGCUUGAGAUCGUGUUGGCUAGCAGCGGCAACGCAUACCAGCAGGUUAGUGCUCUGCGCAUUUGGAAACUGUUGCGGCUGGUGCUCACCGUUCGAAUCAUGAAGACCGUGAGCUUGUUUCGGCAGCUGCGGGUCUUAAUCAGCGCAUGCAUCUCGUCCCUGAGCGCUUUAUUCUGGUCCCUGGUCUUGAUGGUGCUGCUGGAGCUGGGCUUCACGAUCAUUAUUUGCCAGUCGCUGCAGGAGUUCAUCAUGGACGAGCAGCAAGAUCUGGAGACUCGAAUGACGAUAAGCGGCCUCUACGGCAGUUUCGGCCGGGCCCUGUACACGGUCUUCGAGUUGACCUUUUCCGGCGGAUGGAUUGUCAGAGUCCGACCUGUCGUCGAGAGAGUUAGCCACUGGUAUGCCAUUCCGUUUUUGUGCUAUAUCACGAUCGUUGUGUUUGCCGUGACGAGGAUCGUGACAGCCAUUUUCCUCAAGGAGACAUUGGCCAAUGCAGCGAACGAUGCCGCGUUGCAGCUGGCGGAGACGAAGCGGAUGGCCCGAGGCCUCCAGAACAAGUUCGAGGAGCUCUUCCGUUCUCUUGAUGGCGAUGGAAGCGAAUCCAUUUCCUUCAGCGAGUUCAGCAAAGCCAUGAGCUACCCGAGCGUGCAGCAGUACUUAAGCACCCUCGACCUAAAAGUCCAGGACUGCGCCCAACUGUUCGAAAUCCUCGAUGAUGGUGAUGGCAAGAUCACGAUUUCGGAGUUCUCACAUGGCCUGAUGCUUCUGAAAGGGCAGGCACGCGCGCUGGACAUCAUGGUGCCUGGACUGGUCGGAUUUCCCAAGCUUGGGGUCCAUAACGUACCUGUGGAUCCAACAGCCUGCUGUUUGAAGGGGUCUGCUUACCGUAUGGUGGCAGGGCCAUAA
Molecule: messenger RNA, 1131 nt
Organism: Symbiodinium sp. CCMP2456
Lineage: Eukaryota; Dinophyceae; Suessiales; Symbiodiniaceae
Source: the annotation of a GenBank genome assembly